Messenger RNA from Fraxinus pennsylvanica, 861 nucleotides. The record is from the annotation of a GenBank genome assembly. NCBI's taxonomy places the organism in Eukaryota, Viridiplantae, Streptophyta, Magnoliopsida, Lamiales, Oleaceae.
AUGGAGAACUACCAGGAAGGCUUCGAGCCCGAUGAGGCAACCGUCAAGAAAUUAAUCAGGCUGAGUACUAUUUCAAGCAGUUUUGUUCCAAUACUACGUGGGUCAGCUUUUAAGAACAAGGGAGUUCAGCCAUUGCUUGAUGUAGCGGGGGAUUAUUUUCCUUCUCCCAUUGACUUGCCAGCAAUCAAAGGAACUAACCCUGAUGAUCCGGACUUUCCCGAUCCUGUGAUUAAGGGUGCCAUUGAACCCAAGACUAAAGCUGAUGUUGAUAAGACGUCAGCUGGUUUAGUUAAACUUGCUCAAGAAGAUCUAUCUUUCCACUUCUCACAAGAUGAAGAAAUCAACGAGACGGUGGAUGCGAACGUCGGUGCACCAAAAGUCAACUACCGGGAGAGCAUUUCAAGGGUUUCUGAAGUUAAGAACGUUCACCAGAAACAAUCUGGUGGGUCAGGACAGUUUGCUGAUGUUACCAUAAGGUUCGAUCGCAUGGAAGCAGGUGGUGGAUAUGAGUUCAAAAAUGUUCGUGCGGUAUUAGUUGAUGGUUCUUACCAUGAAGUCAAUUCUAGUGUAUUGGCUUUUCAACUGGCUGCUAGAGGAGCUUUCUGGGAUGGGAUGAGGAAAAUCAACAGCUUUGGAGACAAACCUGGUGGCCUCAAAGUGGUUGAUGCAAUGGUGCCUCUGGCUGAGAUGUUCCAGUAUGUGAGUACUCUAAGAGGGAUGACAAAAGGCCGUGCUUCCUGCACAAUGCAGUUGGCCAAAUUCGAUGUUGUCCCUCAGCACAUUCAAAAUCAACUUGCCCGAAGAGGAUGCUGUUGCUGCGUAAUUUUCCCAUGUUUUGAGGUGAAAAACUCUAAAAAAUAG